Tribolium castaneum (red flour beetle) is the source of this 1791-nucleotide messenger RNA. It is a transcript of the gene serp, whose product is annotated as serpentine. Gene Ontology annotation, biological process: carbohydrate metabolic process. Gene Ontology annotation, molecular function: hydrolase activity, acting on carbon-nitrogen (but not peptide) bonds; chitin binding; protein binding. Lineage: Eukaryota; Metazoa; Arthropoda; Insecta; Coleoptera; Tenebrionidae. The record is from RefSeq and is marked provisional. The transcript has 5 exons. The coding region runs from base 20 to 1624 and encodes 534 amino acids. Gene Ontology annotation, cellular component: extracellular region.
GUGCUUUAGUUUGAUAGUGAUGGCGCUCAAGCAAGGUGCGCUCUUCAUUCUUGCGAUAUGUGCCUGUACCGUUUUUGCACAACAACAGGCCGAAGAAACCGCCCCUAAGAAAGAAGACAGUUUCGAAGUGGAAUUAUGCAAAGACAAAGAUGCUGGUGAAUGGUUCCGUUUGGUGGCGGGAGAAGGCGACAACUGCCGCGACGUCAUUCAAUGCACAUCUUCUGGCCUCCAAGCCAUCCGUUGCCCGGCAGGUUUGUAUUUCGACAUCGAUAAGCAGACUUGCGACUGGAAGGACUCCGUCAAAAACUGCAAACUCAAGAACAAGGAGCGCAAAGUCAAGCCGCUGUUGAUCACGGACGAGCCCCUUUGCCCCGACGGGUCUCUGGCUUGCGGCGACGGCAACUGCAUAGAAAGGGGGCUGUUCUGCAACGGAGAGAAAGACUGCUCGGACGGAUCCGACGAAAAUACUUGUGAUAUUGACAAUGAUCCAAACCGCGCCCCUCCUUGCGACCCCGCCGUGUGCGUUCUUCCCGACUGUUUCUGCUCGGAGGAUGGCACCACCAUCCCCGGCGACCUUCCCUCUAAAGACGUUCCGCAAAUGAUCACAAUCACUUUCGACGACGCCAUCAAUAACAACAACAUCGAGCUAUACAAGGAAAUUUUCAAUGGCAAACGCAAAAACCCCAACGGCUGCGACAUUAAAGCCACAUUCUUCGUAUCUCAUAAAUACACCAACUACUCAGCCGUUCAGGAAAUGCACCGCAAAGGCCACGAGAUCGCCGUCCACUCCAUCACCCACAAUGACGACGAGCGUUUCUGGUCGAACGCAACGGUGGACGACUGGGCCAAGGAGAUGGCCGGCAUGAGAAUCAUCGCCGAGAAAUUCGCGAAUUUGACCGACAACAGCGUGGUCGGAGUGCGCGCCCCGUACCUGAGGGUGGGCGGCAACAACCAAUUCACCAUGAUGGAGGAACAGGCCUUCUUGUACGACUCCACCAUCACGGCGCCCCUCAGCAACCCGCCCCUGUGGCCCUACACCAUGUACUUCCGGAUGCCGCAUCGCUGCCACGGCAAUUUGCAGAGCUGCCCCACCAGGAGCCACGCAGUUUGGGAGAUGGUCCUGAACGAGCUGGACCGGAGGGAAGACCCCACCAACGACGAGUACCUCCCUGGGUGCGCUAUGGUCGAUUCGUGUUCGAACAUAUUGACCGGGGACCAGUUCUACAAUUUCUUGAACCACAAUUUCGACCGCCACUACGAGGAGAACCGCGCUCCCUUGGGCCUGUACUUCCAUGCUGCGUGGUUGAAGAACAAUCCUGAGUUCUUGGACGCCUUUCUCUACUGGGUUGACGAAAUCCUGGCCAACCAUAAUGACGUCUAUUUCGUAACCAUGACGCAAGUUAUCCAAUGGAUUCAGAAUCCUAGAACCAUCACCGAAUCGAAGAACUUUGAGCCGUGGAGAGAGAAGUGCGUGGUCGAGGGAAACCCCCACUGCUGGGUGCCACACUCUUGCAAACUCACUUCAAAGGAAGUUCCUGGAGAAACCAUCAACCUCCAAACUUGCGUGCGUUGUCCUAAUAAUUACCCAUGGGUUAAUGAUCCGACCGGGGACGGUUUCUUCUAAGUCACCCAUUUAGAUAAUUAAGGGACUUUUUAUAGUGUCACCCUUGCCAAAAUGGCUCGUAAUUGGGGUUUUAGUGAUCCUGCUGUUCCAUCUUGUAUUUAUUAUUUUCAAUGACUGUAUGCGUGAUUUAUUUGUUGAUUUUUUUUGUAAUAAAUAUAUCUUGAUAA